Chara braunii is the source of this 3775-nucleotide messenger RNA. The record is from the annotation of a GenBank genome assembly. NCBI's taxonomy places the organism in Eukaryota, Viridiplantae, Streptophyta, Charophyceae, Charales, Characeae.
UCGCGGCGCACGGGAGACAACGCACGUGGGAGCUGCAGCUCACGUAGGAGAAGAAGCGCAUGGAAGAUGCACGGAGGGGAGAGCAGAGGGAAGGGCGAACGGGAGACAACGCACGUGGGAGCUGCAGCUCACGUAGGAGAAGAAGCGCACGGAAGAUGCACGGAGGGGAGAGCAGAGGGAAGGGCGAAGUGCACCUGGAUGCACUUUUGCGCCAGAUGCAUCCAACGGAGGGGAAUGGUGAAAUCACAAACCCUUUGGUGAAGGCUUGGUUGAAGGAGAAAGCAGAAAAGCAAGAUGCAUCGGAAGUGGAUAAGCUGAUUUAUGACUAUUAUCUCAUCAACAAAAGCCCCUGGUCUGUGUUGGAUGAGAAUGUCGCAUUUAUGACAUCUGCGGACUCAGCAAUCGUGAGAGUUCCAGGAGCGGUUAGAACAGGCGACGGCUGUGACGGGGCUAUCAGAUACCGGGCUGCUUUUCCUGAAAUCAAACCAAAAGGCGCAAACUUCUACCCACCCGAUAUGACCAAACAGGAGUUUGAUACCUGGCUGUCAGGUUUGGGGGAGCAAGAGCGACAAGAAGCGAACGGAUUUUUCACUGUGAUCCAAAGAAAAGGAUCUGAAGAGCCUGUCAGUGUUGGGACUGUGGAGAACCGAGUUCACCUCGAGUGCUUCACUCAAGGAAAUCUUCAAGCUGUUCCUUACUCACAGGAGUACAAGCAUCAUCUGGAAAUUGCAGCGAAAAUCCUCAAGGAAGCAGCAGAUGCAGCAGAGUCGCCAAGUCUUAAGAAUUUCCUGGCUGCAAGGGCUGAGGCCUUUCUAUCCAAUGACUACAUGGCAUCGGACAUCUUAUGGAUGGACCUGGUAGCAGAUCCGUCUUUGCCAUUUGUCGUUACCACAGACGCGAGUCAGUAUGGUAUAGGCGUCGUGUUACAGCACGACGACGACAAUGGCUACAGACCCGUAGAGUUCAUGUCAGCGAGGAUGCCGUCAGAGAAGGUUGCUACCUCGACGUACGAGAGAGAACUCUACGCUCUCGGGCAGGCUUUAGAGCACUGGAAGCAUCACCUGCUUGGGAGGCACUUCAAAGUGUACUCCGACCAUGAGACUCUUAGAUGGUUGAAGACACAGGCCAAGAUGACACCUAAGUUGACUAGGUGGGCCGCUGAGAUAGGCCAAUAUGACUUCGAGCUCAAGCCUGUUAAGGGCAAGUACAAUGUAGUUGCGGAUGCUCUGAGUAGGAGAUCAGACUACUUUGGAGCUAUAGUUCACUAUCUGGACAUAGGGAGUGACCUGCAAGAGAAAGUUAGACAGGCAUAUGCGCAGGACCCUAUCUAUAGUGACCUCCUUAAGAGAGUUAAGGAGGCCCCAAAGACUGAGCCAUAUUACCGCACUACAGAGGGUCCAAAUGAAUUGUCGUUCCGGCUAGGAGUUCUACCUUCUGCUCUUGGUGAUUUACUGUUUUUCUUUUAUCUGAACUAUCUAUGUCCGGUAUUGAGACGCGUGCRCAGAAAGCGGAAAGAGAGAGAAGGGAGAGAGAAGGUGUUCUUUGAGAGUGUGAGGAGGGGUAAGAGGAGUGUUCGUCCAAAAGUGAGCAAAGUGCGGACCCCUCUUGAUAGAUCUACUGACGCUGUAUCCUCCAACAUGGUAGACAUCACAUCCGAGCAAUGGAAGGCCAUGCUGGACGCAGCGACCGAGAAUGAGAAACCUUUCUUUCAGAAACUUUAUGAGGGCGCAAUGCACAAAGAGAGGGAGGGAGAGGCAGCAGCUAAAGCCACAAGUAUUGCUACACAAGUGGCCCUCCUCGAGGUUCCGGAAUCUGGUGAUGACCGGUUCCAAGAGAAGCUAGCUGCUGUCGUAGCAGCCUUGAUUCGACUGCGGACCUUAGAAGAUAUCGAGUCCCGUGUGACAGCUCAAGAGAAGCGAAACCAAGAGUUGCACGCUGAGAUAGUCAGCCUCAAACAGUCCCAACUAUCUGCCCCCCGUCCUCCUAAUCCUCGACCUGCUGCAGUCCCAGUCUCUCACCCUAGCACAAUCUUCAUGUCGAGAGCAAGUGGAACUGUGACAAGCGCAGAAACCGGUGCCAGCUCCUCAAGCGACAGGGUUGGCAGCUCUGCACUGGUCCUAGUCCCAAAUGCAGGAACAUCAGCCCAAAACGCUGCAGUUCUUACUGGCAUACAAUACAACGGUCCCGUAGUGGACAAGAGGGCGGCCACUCUGCCGUCCAAGUACGACGGGAAGGGGGACAUCACCUCUUGGAUCAGCUCCAUGCGCUCAUACUUCGAGGUUCUGCGAACACCGCAGGAAGACCGAAGCAUGAUCAUGGGCACAAAUACUGAGCCCGGCGUACGGAGUUUCAUAGAACUCCAAGCUGUUACUGCACGUUAUGAGAGGAUUGACCUGACUAAGUGGCUGAAAGUGACUCCUGUACGUACUCUUGAGGACCUCCUCAUCGCGCAGUAUCAAGAUAAGCACGCUGCGCUCAAGGCAAGGCUGAAGCUUGAGGCCCUCAAGGGCCAAAAGUGGAGGACUUCCAUGCAGGCUUUGGAGCAGCACUUGACUGGUAUGUUCACCACUCCAAACCUAGGAUGGACUGACGUGUCUUGCAUGGACGUAGUAAUGGGAGUGGCCCCUGAAGGUUAUGUCUCACGGCUAGUACCCAAGGACCAUACGACUUGGCGUGAGCUACUGACGGAUCUAGUCAAUCUAGAAGCCAAGGACCUCGCCAGGCCUGCAAAGGCACCCGCUGCAGGUAGAACCUCGCGAUGCAAGCGGUAUGAAAGCAGCAACCAGCUUGCCCUGCAUGAACAUCGGGAGGUUGAGGAUCAGUCCUAUGCGGAUGAUUUGUCUCUAGAUGACGAUCUAGAGCCGGACUCCGAUAUGGGCUGUUCUACAUCAGCCAUUGAGUCUGACAUAAAUGAAGAAGAAAAAUGUAAUGCCUUCAAAAAGACUGCUUCAAGCAAGGGGCCUAACCGUGGUUCAGGUGUGCGCGUCACCUUUGACAAGGAUCGCACAGUCACACAUGAGCUGAACUUUUACAUCCUAGAGAAUUGUCCUUUCGACGCGGUCAUUGGCUUGGGCUGGUUAAAGGCUCAUUGUCUAGGGACCACGUGGGUGGAUGCUCAGUUCGUGGUGAUGACGUCUGAAGUAGGCAGAGCUGAUAGUGACGAAGUCCAUGAAGCUGUCGAUGACGUCCAUGGUGAGAAGUUCGUAAUGCUGUCGAGGAAAAGUCUCAAUGUCGACGAGCUAAAGUGGCAAAAUUGGAGUGGAUGGAGUACUGAGAAGUCAAAGACGUGGGAAGAUAAGUCAGAGUCAAUCGUCGUAUCGAGCAGGACGACGACGAGUGCGCUGUGGACGCUCAGAAGCAUCCGGCUGCUGUUGAAGGAAGUCCGCGGGAACACGAGGGUCAUAGCCGAGGUCGCAAUAGUAAGGCGACAUCCUCGUGGCUGGCGAGACGGCGUGGUUGUAGGCUAUCUCCGCGUGGGCAAGAUGGAGAUCCCACUGCUGGUCGUCACGAACAAUCUUUCAGAGAAUAUCUCCGAGAGUCCUAUUUGUGACCUCGGUCUGACCAUCAGUCUGGGGAUGGUAAGACGAGGAGAAGCGAAGUUGGGUGCCGUAAACCUCAUGGAGCCGUCGCCAGAAUCGGCUGGUAAAGCGCUGGUCACGGUCAGAUAUGAUGCUCAAAGGUAAGUCGUGGUCACGCACGACUCGGUCAAACACGAUGUCGGCGACCUCACGUGCACUGAUGGCAUAGCGGCACGGAACAAAGCGUGCACGCUUCG